Messenger RNA from Oenanthe melanoleuca, 5033 nucleotides. RefSeq names its product proprotein convertase subtilisin/kexin type 2 (gene PCSK2). Gene Ontology annotation, molecular function: serine-type endopeptidase activity. The record is from RefSeq and is a predicted model, not a curated record. Bases 362 to 2296 code for a protein of 644 amino acids. Lineage: Eukaryota; Metazoa; Chordata; Aves; Passeriformes; Muscicapidae. Gene Ontology annotation, biological process: protein processing. Gene Ontology annotation, cellular component: Golgi membrane; trans-Golgi network. The transcript is spliced from 12 exons.
GUAGGGGCAAGGCUGUGGAAGGUGGAAGCGAGGCGUGGGUGGGGUGUUGGGGAGGCGUGCGGAGUGCUCCGGGAGCCGCGGGGGCUGAGGCGAUCCUCCCUUCCCCCCCCCACCACCAACCAUGAUUGGCAGCGUGGCGCGUCCCCCCCCUCCCCCUCGGCUGAUGCUGCCCCUCGGCCGCCGUGGAACACACAUCCGCACCGCCCUGCCGGUCCUCUCCGCGCUGCUUUUCUCUUGCCUCUACCGCUCUCGUUUGUUUUAGUUUUUUUUUUCCCACCCUUCUCCCCUCCCAUCUUUUGGGCGCUUCCCCUCUCGCCCGCCCGCCCGGCGGGCUGCCUCCGCGGGCGCGCAGCGCGGGGCCAUGCCGCCGGGGCCGCCGCUGCUCCGGGCCCCCGUCCUCCUUCUUCUUCUCCUCCUCCUUCUCCUCCUGCACUUCCUCGGCGCCCCGGCCCGCGGAGCCGUCUACACCAACCAUUUCUUGGUGGAGCUGCACGACGGGGGCCAGGCGGAGGCCGAGCAGGUAGCGGCGGAGCACGGCUUCGGCGGGGUACGGAAGCUCCCUUUUUUAGAAUCUGGAUACUUUUUUUAUCACAAUGGCCUUGCUAAAGCCAGGAGAAGACGCAGCCUUCAACACAAGAUUCAUCUGGAAAAGGACUCCAGGGUGAGAAAAGCUGUGCAACAGGAGGGCUUCAUCCGAAAGAAGCGAGGAUAUAGAGACAUCAAUGACAUUGACAUCAGCAUGAAUGAUCCUUUAUUUACGAAGCAGUGGUACCUGAUUAACACUGGUCAAGCAGAUGGGACUCCUGGACUUGACCUUAAUGUAGCUGAAGCAUGGGAGCUGGGAUACACAGGGAAGGGAGUAACCAUAGGAAUUAUGGAUGAUGGCAUCGAUUAUCUGCAUCCAGAUCUUGCAUCAAACUACAAUGCCAAAGCCAGCUAUGACUUCAGCAGCAAUGAUCCCUACCCCUAUCCCCGCUAUACAGAUGACUGGUUUAACAGCCACGGGACAAGGUGUGCAGGAGAGGUGUCUGCUGCUGCCAACAACAACAUCUGCGGCGUGGGAGUUGCAUACAACUCCAAAGUGGCAGGUAUUCGAAUGCUUGACCAGCCGUUUAUGACAGACAUUAUUGAGGCUUCCUCCAUCAGUCAUAUGCCUCAAGUCAUAGAUAUAUAUAGUGCCAGCUGGGGACCAACUGAUAAUGGGAAGACUGUGGAUGGACCUAGAGAGUUAACGCUGCAAGCAAUGGCAGAUGGUGUGAAUAAGGGCCGGGGUGGAAAAGGCAGCAUCUAUGUCUGGGCCUCUGGAGAUGGAGGCAGCUAUGAUGACUGUAACUGUGAUGGUUAUGCAUCAAGCAUGUGGACAAUCUCCAUCAAUUCUGCCAUAAAUGAUGGACGGACAGCUCUGUAUGAUGAAAGCUGCUCUUCAACCUUAGCUUCCACCUUUAGUAAUGGGAGGAAGAGAAAUCCGGAGGCUGGCGUGGCUACAACAGAUUUGUAUGGCAAUUGCACCCUGCGCCAUUCAGGCACGUCUGCAGCUGCCCCUGAAGCAGCCGGAGUGUUCGCCCUGGCCCUGGAGGCUAACUUGCAUCUGACAUGGAGAGACAUGCAGCAUCUGACAGUGCUCACCUCCAAGAGGAACCAGCUUCAUGAUGAGGUUCAUAGGUGGCGUAGGAAUGGUGUUGGGCUGGAGUUCAACCAUUUGUUUGGCUAUGGUGUCCUAGAUGCAGGAGCAAUGGUUAAGAUGGCAAAAGACUGGAAGACUGUUCCUGAGAGAUUCCAUUGUGUUGGAGGGUCGAUACAGGAACCUGAAAAGAUACCACCAAGUGGCAAACUGUUCCUCACACUGACAACUGAUGCAUGUGAGGGGAAGGAAAACUUUGUCCGAUACCUUGAACAUGUCCAGGCAGUUAUAACUGUGAAUUCCACUCGGCGAGGAGACCUCAACAUCAACAUGACCUCACCAAUGGGAACAAAAUCCAUUUUGCUGAGCCAGCGCCCCAGGGAUGAUGACUCCAAGGUGGGUUUUGACAAAUGGCCUUUCAUGACGACUCACACUUGGGGAGAAGACCCCCGAGGCACCUGGGCUCUGGAGAUAGGGUUUGUCGGCAGCCAGCCCCAGCAGGGUGUGCUGAAGGAGUGGACAUUGAUGCUGCACGGGACUCAGAGUGCACCAUACAUAGACCAAAUUGUAAAAGAUUAUCAGUCCAAACUGGCCAUGUCCAAGAAGGAAGAGCUGGAAGAAGAAUUAGAUGAAGCAGUGGAGAGAAGCCUGAAGAGUAUACUGAGCAAGAACUAGUGCUAUGUUGCAUGAUGGUGUCUUUCCUUCCCCAGACCCCUCUACUCACCAAACCUCUGUGUUAGAUGUAUUAUGAUUGUCUCUGUAGACAAAUUAUCAUCCCUCCUUGAUUUUAAAGUCUUAUAUCUCAUCAAUAAUUAUUUUAAUUGCCACUGAAGCAGUCCAUUUUUUAUCUGUAAACCACAAAAUAUACUCCCACCAAAUAUAAUGUACAGUUUGUGACUGUAAAUGAUGAAUUUUCUUUUGUGUUAUACAAAUAAGUAAUAACCUGCAAAGAAGUUAAUGGCUUUUCCCUUCAUAUUUCUGUGGUAAAUGUUUGUAUUUAAAAAAAAGAGUGAAUUUUAACAUUGGAAGUUGGUGAUAAUGAGCACAUUUUAAAAAACUACUGAGAGAAUCACAAAGAGGUUGUCAAGAGAGGUCUUUGAACGUGCUCCUUCUGCAUCACUGACUUCAGUGGGACUUUUUCCAUUGGUUUCAACAAAAGUAUCACUAAACCCCACAAAAAGAAAUAAUCCAGAGAUAAGGAAAAUUCAUCAGUCCGAUUUGCAGAAAUCCAAUUAUUUUGAGAGUUUUAUUCCAUACUACAGUUAUACUACAAACACACUUCAGCUGCAGGAUGGAUCAGCAGAUAUACAAUAAGGAAGGCAAAGCGAUGCCAAAGAUGAGUGGCAGGGAGAAGUGAUUUACAAACCAGGUCAGGGCCUUCUAGAAGCACAAGUCCCAGUUUUGCUGGAGUUUUUUUAAAUUUGGUUGCUUUGGGAGUUCUUUUCCUGUGUUGUUUUUUUGUUGGUGGUUUUUUUUGGGGGGGUGGAGGGGGAGUGGGGUUUGGGUUUCGUUUGUUUGGUUUUUUUUUUAGUUGAAAUUUGGCAGUUUAAAUCAAUUUACCAUCUUACAGCAGAACAAGUACAUAGGGAUGAACUGUAGGAUUUCUGGCAGCUUGCAUGCAUCUACUGGUCCCUCUACUGAGAUAUUCUCCAGCACUGUAAAAUGAGGCUGUGUCAGCAUUACCAACCACAGACACCUGUUUUUAGGGGUUUACAACCCAGCUGCCAGUAAACUGCUGUGGGGAAAAUUUGAAGCACACAGUUUCAGUCCCAAAGCAAUUUUAAAUUUAAUUUUUUUUUAAAGCUAUAUAUUUGCUGGCGUUACGUUAUACAAAUAUAUUUAAGGAGAAAAAUAUGCUGAAGUUAUUAAAGUGUAAUGCAAGGUUGGCCUUCUUGAGAAAUAAAAUGUAGUAUAUUUGGUAAGAUUUGUUGGCAGUCACUGUUCUUGGCUGUUUAAAGUCAGUCCCACCUUGACUUUUUGGACAUGAGUUAAAGUCCAUCUCUUUCACCCUCAGAGCAUGCUCUGGUUAUUGCUGCAAAAUGUAACAUUCUCCCCAGUGGGAAUUACUGAUGGAAGCAACCACUGCAUGUUCUCAGGUGUGAGAUCCCAAAUUUAACCUCUGAGAAAUAAAAAGUCUUGAUUCUUCGAAUAUUUAGGCACUUGCACUAAAGCCCAUCAGUGGACCUACUAAUACCUAAAGCAGGUAUUUCAGAUCUUUGCAGGAUCCAGGAUCUACGUUUUAGCAGUGACUAGUUUCAGAAUUUUAUUAAGUAUUUUUAAUAUGCAGAGCAUUAAUCUAAGAUGUCUUAAUAAAUGUUGUCCUGGUUGAGCCGGUGCAUAGUAGUAGAAUCACAUUCGCUAAGUAAAUAUUUAUCUAAAAAAUUAAAAACAUAACCCAAAGGUUCUAUGGUGGACAUGUUUCACCUUGAGAAUGUAUAAGAAUAAUGUUAAUUCAAGAGACUAUCCAUCUUUCAUUUUUCCAUAAGAGGCCUGUUCUUUCCUUUUCCAAAUGAAAAAUAAACAGCUCAACCUACUCAAAGACUGUGUGAGUUACACUCUAAAGCCAAGCCAAGCCAAGCAGCCUCACACUGCUCACAGGUUUCUUAUUGCGUGCAGCAGUCCCAUCAGAAAAUUUACCAUAUAUAUAUUUAUGCAUACACCUGUAUAACUAAAUGCAUACACACCUGUGGUAUCGCUCCCUCUCUAUAUAUGUAUAUAUAUAUAUAUAUAUGUAAUUACACACACACACACACAUAUAUAUAUAUAUAUAUAUAUAUAUUUAUUUAUAACAUAGGAUAUAUAUAUAUAUAUAUAUAUAUAAAACGGACAAUAUAUAUAUUCAGAGUUCAUUACGUAUAUUUGCAUAUGUAAAAUAUAAUACACAUACAUCAUAACUUUUGUGUAUGUGAUCAAAGAAAGAGGUUACUGAAAGUUUUUACUGGCCUUCUAAAAUGUGGAAAAGUUUUGGAAUAAGAAAAGUCCAUGUGGAAUUCUUAAAUGAACAUGUACAUGACUUCCCAUUGCGUUCAUGUAAUUUUGCAGUUGUCUGUUCAAUUAUUAAAUAUCUUAUAAAGCAGCAAAAUAACUAGGUGGCUGUCCAUAUUUUCAUAAUGCUGACAUAAUUUAGUAAUUGAAGAUUCACAAUAGUGAGUGAUAUACAGGAAUGGUGAAUUUUGGUAUAAUUAUAUAUAUUAAACUACAUUUAUAUACAAUAUAGAGAACUACUUCAAAUUCUUGGGGAUUUUUGCUUUAAGGGAUCACUGAAAAAUAUGUCCAGUUAGACUGAGUUUUUGUGGUAUUGCUGAUGGAAAAUAAAGUUAAUUUGUUAGUAUUUCUAAUAAAAGGGAAAUGAAGCUCACGAUGCAAAACAGGUGAGCCCUGUAGUGAUGUUUUAUAAUAUCAGUAAAAUAAA